AUGGCUGCCACUGUCGGUGGUAUCACAUUGCUUGUUCCAUUUCCGACAUCUACUCCGGCAAAGAGAACUACAAGAAUGAUGCUUGGAAGAAAAUCUGAUUCUUCUUCUUCUUCUUCUUCUAAUGGUGUUUCACCAGUUAAGGCAAAUGGGGUUGGGACAAUCUUGAAGAUGGCAACAGAGAAGCAGUGGAAGCUACUUGACAGAAGGGAGAGGGAAGAUGAUCAGCACGUUAUGAUUGGAGACCCAUUUGGUCUUGGUGAGGUUGUGAAGGACAUGCGUAUUUUCUGUGAGAACUUCACAAUCAGAUCUUAUGAUAUGGGUCCUAAUCGCACGGCAUCCAUAGAGACUUUGAUGAAUCUUUUACAGGAAACGGCUCUAAAUAAUAUUAAAAAUAUGGGGAUUUUGAAAGAUGGAUUGGGUUCAACACCAGAGAUGAGUGGAAGGAGCCUUAUAUGGGUGCUCUCUAAGAUGCAUGUUGUCGUGGAUCACUACCCUUCUUGGGGUGACGAUGUUCAAGUAGAUAAUUGGUUGAUCCCAUCUAACAAGAAUGGCCAGGGUACUGAAUGGAUCAUUCGUGAUAGCCAGACCUGUAGAACUCUCACACGAGCUACUAGUGUGUUCGUGAUGAUGAAUAAAAAAACAAGAAAACUAUCGAAAAUGCCAGAGGAGGUCAAAAGAGAAAUGGAAACUCAUUACAUAGACUAUCUUCCUACUCCUAUUGCAGAUGAGGAUAGCAAUAGAAUAGUAAAGUUUGAUUACAAUAAUAUGGAUUAUGUUCGAACCGGUUUAACACCUCGUUGGAGUGAUUUGGAUGCCAAUCAACACGUGAACAAUGUGAAAUACAUUGGGUUGAUGCUUGAGAGUGUUCCCAUUUCAAUCUUGGAGGGCCAUGAGAUUUCUGAGGUCAAUGUAGAGUACAGAAGGGAAUGUGGGAUGGAUGAUGCAUUGCAGUCCCUGACUUCUGUUUGUAGUCAAGAAGCAAGUGCUGGAGGAGGAGGAGCAGGUCAUCAUGAGUGUUUACACUUACUGCGUUCUGAGAAUGGAGCUGUGGUUGCUAGAGGGAGGACCAAGUGGAGACCCAAAUAGAAUAUUCAAACAAUUAAGGCCUAAAGUGUGGGAGAUAA
Molecule: messenger RNA, 1124 nt
Organism: Telopea speciosissima
Lineage: Eukaryota; Viridiplantae; Streptophyta; Magnoliopsida; Proteales; Proteaceae
Product: palmitoyl-acyl carrier protein thioesterase, chloroplastic-like
Exons: 6
Coding region: 1-1086 (361 amino acids)
Biological process (GO): fatty acid biosynthetic process
Molecular function (GO): acyl carrier activity; fatty acyl-[ACP] hydrolase activity
Source: RefSeq, a predicted model, not a curated record